Uranotaenia lowii is the source of this 2844-nucleotide messenger RNA. RefSeq names its product beta-1,3-galactosyltransferase 5. Gene Ontology annotation, molecular function: hexosyltransferase activity. Lineage: Eukaryota; Metazoa; Arthropoda; Insecta; Diptera; Culicidae. The transcript is spliced from 2 exons. The coding region runs from base 272 to 1504 and encodes 410 amino acids. Gene Ontology annotation, cellular component: membrane. The record is from RefSeq and is a predicted model, not a curated record.
GCAAAGGAAAAAAAAAAAUUCAAAUCAAUUGAAGGACACAUUCCUUAAAUAAUAUUUUUAUACAGUGAACCUUUCUCAACAAUGAUAUCAUCGAAACGAUUGUCGUCUAGUUCAAGUUGAUCGGCUUUGGACUUUUCAAGUUUUAAACCAAGGUUUUGCCAACAACGCUUAAAUGUUUACAAAAUAAUUUAAGCUUUAACAGUAGAAUAAACAAGGGCCAACAAAAUUAAAACCCUAGCCAGCGAAAAACUCUGCCAAAACGUGAAAAACUAUGCGAAAGUUCCACCGAUUCCUGGUAUGCUGCGUGGCGCUCCUGAUCCUGUACCUGGUCUAUCGGUACUCGUUCCGGUUGGAUAGUGAGGGCAAUUACCUGUUCCUGCGACGGUCCGAGGAAGAGGGAAGCAAAAGGGAACCGGACCCGUUCCUAACCAUUCUGGAAAACACUGCCACCGGUGAAGAGGGUGGGUUCGGUGCUGGGCUGCUAGAACCUCCGGAAGCCAAUCCCAAACGGCUGGUUAAUUUGACCGAUUUCCGGUAUCUGGUUUCCAAUGACAUCUGUAAGGAGAACGGAAGCUACUCGGAGCUGUUGGGAGUUAUCCUGGUAACAUCAUACGUUGGCAAUGACGCCCUUCGGUCGGCUCAUCGGCAGGCUAUUUCCCAGCAGAAGUUGAUUUCGAUGGGCCUGCUGCGGAUAUUCUCGCUGGCCAGCAUUCCGGAACGGGAACAGUUCAUCACCCAGAAAGCCAUCGAACAUGAGCAGCGUCUUUUCGGAGACUUAAUUCAGGGCGACUUCCUAGAGGCCUAUCGAAAUCUCACCUACAAGCACGUAAUGAGUCUCAAAUGGGCUACCGAGCACUGUCGACGAGCCCGAUUUGUGAUUAAAAUGGAUGAUGACAUCGUGUUCGAUCCGUUCUAUAUCCAGAACCAUUUGUCAGAUUUAGGGCAGCAAAACCACGGAAAAGAUUCCAGUGGCCGCCUUUUGGCGGGAUUCGUUUUUCACAACAAAAAGGUGAUCCGACUGAAAGCCAACAAGUGGUUCGUAUCCCGACAAGAAUUCCCCAAGGAUGUUUACCCACCGUAUCUGUCCGGAUGGUUAUACAUUACGAAUCAACGGACAGCCAGAGAGCUGGUCUUGCAAUCUGAGCAGGUACCCUUCUUCUGGAUCGACGACACAUACGUCACCGGAGUUCUGGCCGACAGAUUACAGAUCCAAUUUACCGGUCUAAACAAAUGGUACAGUGCGAAUUCGGAGUUUUUGGAUUGCUGCAUUCGGGACAUGAAGCGGCACUCGUACCAGUGCGAUUACUAUGUGGGACCAAACGGAGGAAACCUGAGGUUGAUUGCGGACUUCGUGCAGGAACUGGAACGGUGCUACGAUAAUGCAUGUUUCCAAAGGCCGAGUGCGCUUCCGUUGACCAAAACCUGCGUGGCCGAAUACAAGAAGGCCGUUUCCGGGAGGGAGCAGCAGGGAACCGCAAUCGUUAGUGCGAUGCGGCUCAAGUAAGUGGUUUCAUUGGUUUAUUUUUAUUGUACCUACCUACACACAUAUUGAUUAAGAUAUCCGUCCAAUGUUAAACGAUAAAUGUAGUUAAAGGCGGAGAAAGAUUUAAGUCGAAUGUUCGCCCUUUUUUAAACAACUCCAGAAAGUCAUUUUAAAUUAUUUUGUGGCUCAAUUUUAAGGAUGAAUUAUUGUUAACUCAAGAAUCUCUGCCAACGGCCGAACACCGAAUAUUGUCCUUUGCAACUAUUCGAUGAAACGAAUAUUCGGUCAAUAAAUCUGUCAAGUUUUAAAGAGAAAUAAAAAAAUCGAUUCUUCAAAAGCUCAACAAACUAAUUUCACUCACGCUAGGGUUAUCAUUCGCUGGAAAUUGUUUGGGCUUAUUUCAAGGCAGAACAGUAUUCUGGCAAAAUCAUAAAAUCAAUUUCUAGCUUUUAAUCGGUUUGAACAUGUUCCUUCCUUAUUUCAACUGUAUGGAUACAUUUCUAAACGCGUAUUUGAUUAAAUUAAAUUGGUAAAGAACAUAAGGAUUUUUUUAAAUUGAAGAUAGCCAAAAUCGAUAUGAACCUUCAGGAUUGACCAUCCAUCUGACUUCUGAAUGAAAAGGGAAAAAUGUUCUUUUUUGUUUAACGUUAUAAAAAAAACUACCCGAGAAAACGCAAAAAAAAACUAUGAAUGUACUGAGCCAAGUAAAAACUAAGAAAAACCAACUUUAUGUGCCAAACCCAACGUAAGACAAACCUCCAACAUUCCAUCCAUUGUAAAUAAAUAGAGGAAAGCCUUGUAUUCCAUUUUAAACGAGUAAAAAUGACGAAAACGAACACCCUUAAAUGAAGAAAAAAAAUACAAACACAUUUUAACGAUAAAAAACUAGAGUAGAUAAGUUUUAAUGAAAGAAAAACUGUUUAGGUAAUAUGAAAACUGAAAAAUAGCUACGAAUAACGUGAAAGUUCUUAAGUUUAAUUUAAUUAAUCAUGUAGUAUGAAUUUGAAUAAAAAGUAAUCUCUCGAAUAAUCUAGUAACUAAAAAAUAUUUUAAAACAUCAAACAUCAUUAGAAGCCAUUUAGAGAGAUUUCGAUUUAAAUUAUUCAAAACAGCACAAUUUUAAAUUACUUUAUUUUCGCUUUAUUUGUAUUUAAACUAGCUCUGUGAUAGGCUCGUUUGUAGAUUCAAAUUUUGUUCACUGCCACAUUAUGGAUAACUUUCAGGCUCAGAUCGUCGAAUCACAAAAUACUCUUAGUAGAUUAACGGAUAGAAUAAAAAAACCUAUCGACUGUACUUAGAAGAAGUGUCGCAAAAUAAAGCCAAGCAACUAGUGUUUAUUAAUGACCAAUAUUAUCAUGCCG